Messenger RNA from Tarenaya hassleriana, 1476 nucleotides. RefSeq lists its product as uncharacterized. NCBI's taxonomy places the organism in Eukaryota, Viridiplantae, Streptophyta, Magnoliopsida, Brassicales, Cleomaceae. The transcript is spliced from 3 exons. Bases 73 to 1362 code for a protein of 429 amino acids. The record is from RefSeq and is a predicted model, not a curated record.
GGUGGUGACGAUAAUCUCACGUUACAGAAGAUUCUCGUGAUCAGUUUUUUUUUUGUUUUUUUAUCGAGGGAAAUGGAGGGACAGAUGAGCCAGGCAAAGUUGACGAGAACGCAGUCGUCGCUUCUCCGGUCAUCUCCGACCGUUCGGUCGUCCUUUCACAGCCUCUCUUCCAUCACCGAAGGUGAGUUUCAGGAUCUUGAGGUCGGAGAGAAAGAGGAGAAGCAGAGGAGAAAGCCACCCAAGCCAUUCGGGUCGACCCCACGAACCGGGUCGACCCGGAUCAACCACCCGGGUCUUGCCUUCACAAUGGUCUCCCUUUCCUUCCUCAGUCUCUCAUCCUUCUUCUUCUUCUUGUGCUCACAAACCGAUGAGCUUUUCACGUCGGAGAAUCUCCUCCUCGCUCUGAUUUUCGUCGCCGUUGCUCUGUUCUUCGCCUCCAAGAAUAUGGCUUUAAUCAACCAAGCCAUGGCUGCAAUCAAGCCGGUAUGCGAAGAGACCUCGAAAAGACUAGGGUUUCAGAGCAGGAGCCCAUCGAAACCGGUUCAAUGGUACAUAGGCGAUUCAAAACCGGAAAAAAACAAGGCCCAGAGAGGGAAGAAACUGAUAAGGGAAGGGGUUGAGUUCUAUAGCAAUGGCGAUUUCUACGAAGGAGAGUUUCAUAAAGGAAAAUGCAAUGGAAGUGGGGUAUACUACUAUUUCGUGAACGGAAGGUACGAAGGGGAUUGGAUCGAUGGAAGAUACGAUGGGUAUGGGAUAGAGAGCUGGGCAAGGGGAAGUAGAUACAAGGGUCAAUACAGGCAAGGCCUGAGACAUGGCUAUGGAGUUUACAGGUUCUACACAGGAGAUUGUUAUGCGGGAGAAUGGGUCAACGGUCAGAGCCAUGGGUUUGGUGUUCAGACCUGUGCUGAUGGCAGUUGCUAUGUUGGGGAAUUCAAGUCUGCUGUCAAACAUGGACUUGGAUCUUACCAUUUCAGGAAUGGAGAUAAAUACGCAGGUGAGUAUUUCGGAGACAAGAUCCACGGCUUUGGCGUAUAUCGUUUUGCCAACGGCCACUGUUACGAAGGAGCAUGGCACGAGGGGCGUAAGCAAGGCUAUGGCAUAUACACUUUCAGGAACGGUGACAUGAAAUCUGGUGAAUGGGAUGACGGAAAUCUUCGAACCCGUCUUCCUCCAACGGGCGAGCCAGUUCGCAGAGCCGUUCAGGCGGCCCGAGAAACUGCGAAGAAGGCCGGAAAUAUGAGACGGGUGGAGGAGGAGGUGAGCCGGGCAGUUUCAGCAGCUAACAAAGCCGCUACAGCCGCAAGGGUGGCAGCUGUGAAAGCUGUUCAGAAUCAAAUGGAUGGUAAAUUCUGUGAAACUUGAAGUGAAAGCCAAGCAACACAAAAGUGUAGAUUUUUUUUGUUAAGAUUCCUUCUCUCCAUAUACAUAUAUCUGUAUGUUAAACCCUGGUGAGCCAACAAAAGAAGAGAGCUUACU